Molecule: messenger RNA, 3301 nt
Organism: Rhopilema esculentum
Lineage: Eukaryota; Metazoa; Cnidaria; Scyphozoa; Rhizostomeae; Rhizostomatidae
Source: RefSeq, a predicted model, not a curated record
CUGCCAAAACUUUUUUCGCUAUCUCAAAAACGUCGUAGAAACACAUUCCAGACGAUCAGCAUACAGUUCAACUGAUUUUUUAGAAACACCAAAAUCAGUCUAGUUAACUAGCUGUUUUCCGUUCCGUUCAAUCUCUUGCUGUAUAUAAAUGUUAUGACAUCAACGGAUAAAGACAAAACACCCCCUAAACUUGUCCGUUUAGCUGUGUAUGGGCUACCCAGUCCACAAAUAAAAGCCAUAAACCCUAGUAUUCAAAACAGCAGUCUCACCAAUUCCCAAAGGCCGACCUAUUCGGACAGAAGAAAAAAAUUUUCGCCUCGUAAGUGUGCUUAACACAUUUUCCAAGAUGUACGAAAAGAUAAUAAAAUAUCAAGCUAGUCCACAUCUCGAGAAAACACUGUCUAGAUUUAUUUCUGUUAAAUUUUUGAACCAAAUUGCAAUUGACUUAUUGUCAAGCGGAAAUUUCGUACCCUUCACCGUCCAAAAUAAUCUGUCAAUUAACGUCCCUGCUUCUACUGUAUCCUGCACGAUCUUUAUCAGGAUUACCUGAAGGGUCAGUCUGACGUCUCAUUCUUUUCGUUUUUUACAUCAAUGACCUGUUUUGUUUCAUCAAAGGAGUUCCUCUUGUAAACAACGCAGAUUACAGUAUUUUAACCCAUUUCAACACAAGCCUGCCGCAGCUAGUUAAUGUUUUGAAAAAGAGGCGAACAUCAAUAAUCAAGAGGACUGUAUUUCCUUGCGUUUCCCCGUGUUCUGUCUGUUUAUUUAUCGGGUAAAGCACAUCGCCAAUAGAAUAACUGAUAAAGAAUAUUAUUGAUACAUAAUUAUAUAGUGUUUAUAUCGCAAAUAAAUACAUGCGAGGUAGUCAAUUUAACUACAUAGAAUAACGUUUUGAUAUUAAUAUGCCAUCUUACCUGUGAAAAUUAGAGGUCUUGAUUUUCUUGAUGUUUGAUUUCUAAUAUUAACAUACGUUGAAGAUUUUUAACAAUUUGAUCAUUUAAGAUUGUUAAUUCGAAGAAGAAGAUUGCUUCCAACAAGUUCCAACAACAAUGAAAACAAAAGAAUAUGUGAAAACAUGAAAACGAGAUAAAGUUUUUAUUCAAAUCUUCAAAAUUUUCCACGAAAUAAAAUUGAUUAUCUUAUUUAUCCUGUUUAUUAGAGAUUGAAAGACAUUUGUGUGUUUCUUUGUUUUUGGUUUUAUUUCUGAUUCAGAUUAAUGUCAACAAUCUAUUUCCACAAUGAACGGUUGAGUUUUGCCAAAUUUGUACACCAGUAGAUGCCUCCCAACAGGUUACGGAGAUCGCAAGGAAUACAAAUCCCGUCUCGAAUUUCCAGUUGCCACCGAGUUUAAUGAGCGAUUUAAAAUUCAAACAAGAAGAAGGCAUAAAACGAUACGCUGUACGUUUUCUUAGUUUGAAGAUCCUGUGCACGAGCAGCUGCUAAUAAAUAUCGUAAUUCCUUGAUAAAUAGAAAUAAUUGAACGCUGACAAGGUGUAUGUCCUAUACAUUCUAUGCUAUUCAUUGUGCAAUAAAAUAUUCACGUUUAGACUUUGCAUUUUGGUAGCUGCUUUCACAUUGUAAUUUGCUUAUCGUGAGGCGUUGCCAGAUACAGCUCAAGGUAUUCUAUUAUGUUACUAGAAUUCAAAGGGGAUUGAGGCGACCAACGCCGAGCGCUAUUUUUUUUGCCUUGGCAACAACAGGUGGCUCUCUCUUUGAUAAAAUGAAAAUUUACAGAGCUUUGUUGAUCCUCGCGUUUUAAAAGAGGAAAAGCCAUUUCAUAGGUUGGGUGCAUCACUUUGCCGGAAUAUACCAUCUUCCUCCAGGAUUUUUUGCAACUCAAAAUGAGCCAACGAUUUUCUGCUUUGCAUUGGAAACUUUUUUAGAAGAGUGCCAAAGAAAUUCUAAAUUGUGUCAUGGAAGGCAGAAGCAGGUAAAUGCUUCAUAUUACCGAUUUUCUUUUAUACCAAAUAUCUGGUUCUCUUUUAUGCAAGAUGUCUUAAACGAGUGAUCACUUUACUUGGAAGAUUAAGCUGUAAAAACAAUAUCUCUAUCAUUUUAUCUGCAAACAUGUCGGGACACAAUCAGAAAAUCGUUUUAUAUCAAUUCUAUUGCUUGUGUAGAUCAGAACAACAAGAGGCAAACCCACACGAUAGUAUACAUAUCUAUGAAGCGAUAGCAAUGGUGAAGAAACUUGGUUUAUCCGUUAAAAAAGACCAAGAAAAAGUGAUAAAUUUGUGCAUAGAGCUUGCAACGCUCAAGCAAGAAAUAAACAGAAUGCGAAACAUGCUUGGUCUGAAAAAUGGGAGAAUAAAGAAACUUAAGAAGCAGUUAAAAGAAAAUAGGAUAUCAGCAGGGAGCGAAGAUGAUGAAACUGAAUCGGUACAAUUUGACUCAGCAGAAAAUGCAUACAAUAUUGGUAGAUGUGACGAGUUUACUCAAACAGAUAUUCUUGAAUUAGUAGAAGAAGCUACAAUGACAGACGACCGGACGGUUGAUCUAAAGGAUCAACAUACGAUGACAGACGACCAUAAAUUGGGGCACAAGGAUGCAGCCGCCAUGACAGAGAGCCUUUCGGUGGAAAAUCGAGACCAAAGUACAUCAACCGAUAUAAGCGAAGAGAGGCAAGAGAACAAAGAUGAUUAUGAAGCACCUCUAGUCAGUUCUUUCAUACAAACGGAUGAUGCUGAAACUGCUGAAAUCGGAACCCAGACUCAUGAACAUAAUAAUGCCAAUAGCUCCCAAACAGAUCCUGUUGUUUCACAUACAAUGAACACCAUUAAAUAUGCUUGUAGUAUGAUUGAGCAUUCACUCAACUUCCAAAAAGAGCUGUACAGAACGAACGUUUUAACGCAAACGGACCAAGAAAAUAUGAUUGACAAAUGGGAAGAGCGCAACGGUUCUGCAGACAGCUCCUCAAAACUACCUCCAAUCAUAAGAGAUGGGUCAUCAAAAGCUCAAAGGGCGUUAGGGAAUAACAAAAACAGUCACUAUCAUAAGCAGUGCAUUCCACCAAAAAAAAGAGGGAAAACCUGGAUAUUCUAGAAGAAGUGUCACAAUUGCAGCAGAGGUAGCAGGCGGAGCCACAUCUUAUCGGAAGCGAAGAACUUUGGUGCCCAAGUAACCGACCGACACAAUUGAACUGACCCUACACACACGAAGUUCUGCAAUGAUAAUUAAAUAAAUUUAACCAUUUUCAACAGGCGUUAGCUAAAAGCAAUUCUGGUAAAAGUUUAAACCAGCCACUCGAAUCAUCUAGUAGCCUAGUCAUUUUCUUGUUAAUGUUAUAAAAUGAUAAAACGUU